Gavia stellata (red-throated loon) is the source of this 4566-nucleotide messenger RNA. It is a transcript of the gene NRXN1, whose product is annotated as neurexin 1. Bases 1 to 4566 code for a protein of 1521 amino acids. The record is from RefSeq and is a predicted model, not a curated record. The transcript is spliced from 23 exons. NCBI's taxonomy places the organism in Eukaryota, Metazoa, Chordata, Aves, Gaviiformes, Gaviidae.
AUGGGGGCGGCGCUGGUGCGGCACGGGGGCUGCCUGCUGCUCUGGCUGGCCCUGCUGCUGGGCUGCUGGGCCGAGCUGGGCAGCGGGCUGGAGUUCCCAGGGGCGGAGGGCCAGUGGACCCGCUUCCCCAAGUGGAACGCCUGCUGCGAGAGCGAGAUGAGCUUCAACAUGAAGACGCGCAGCUCCAGCGGGCUGGUGCUCUACUUUGACGAUGAGGGCUUCUGCGACUUCCUGGAGCUCAUCCUCACCCAGGGUGGGCGGCUGCAGCUCAGCUUCUCCAUCUUCUGUGCCGAGCCCGCCACCCUGCUCUCCGACACGGCGGUCAACGACAACCUCUGGCACGCCGUCGUCAUCCGCCGCCACUUCAAGAACACGACGCUGAUCAUCGACCAGGCCGAGGCCAAGUGGGUGGAGGUGAAGUCCAAGCGGCGGGACAUGACUGUCUUCAGCGGCCUCUUCCUAGGGGGGCUCCCGCCAGAGCUGCGGUCGGCCACGCUAAAGCUGACGCUCUCCUCCGUCAAGGACCGGGAGCCCUUCAAGGGCUGGAUAACGGACGUCCGGGUCAACUACACGCAGGCGUCGCCGGUGGAGAGCCAGGAGGUGCGGCUGGACGACGAGCAGAGCCGCCUGUGCGCCAGGGAGGACGUCUGCCUCAACGGGGGCAUCUGCUCGGUGCUCAACGACCAGGCCGUCUGCGACUGCUCCCAAACGGGCUUUCGAGGGAAGGACUGCAGCGAAGGUAAGCAUCCGAGAGAGGGUCCAAGAAAACUGACAAUAAAUGUGGAACUAGGAAGGAUUUUAUUUGAGUCUGGGGGAAAAGGCAGGGGUGGGAAAGGCUUCGAAAUUUGGUUUCCCACGUCAGGAAAAGAAGAAUAUAUUGCGACGUUCAAGGGAUCGGAAUACUUCUGCUAUGAUUUAUCUCAGAAUCCCAUACAGAGUAGCAGUGAUGAAAUAACUCUGUCGUUUAAAACACUUCAGAGGAACGGACUGAUGCUUCACACAGGAAAAUCGGCUGAUUAUGUCAAUCUGGCACUGAAAAAUGGAGCUGUCUCCUUGGUCAUUAAUUUGGGCUCAGGGGCCUUUGAAGCGCUGGUGGAACCUGUGAAUGGGAAAUUUAAUGACAAUGCCUGGCAUGAUGUGAAAGUAACCAGGAAUCUGCGUCAGCACUCAGGCAUUGGACACGCUAUGGUAAACAAACUACAUUGUUCGGUGACAAUAUCAGUGGAUGGAAUUCUGACCACAACGGGAUACACGCAAGAAGACUACACCAUGCUGGGCUCUGAUGACUUUUUCUAUGUUGGAGGCAGUCCUAGCACAGCAGACCUCCCAGGGUCACCAGUCAGUAACAACUUUAUGGGCUGUCUCAAAGAGGUUGUAUAUAAAAAUAACGAUGUCAGGUUGGAGCUAUCUCGACUUGCCAAGCAAGGAGAUCCUAAAAUGAAGAUUCAUGGGGUUGUAGCAUUUAAAUGUGAGAAUGUUGCAACCUUAGAUCCAAUCACAUUUGAAACACCAGAGUCUUUCAUCUCUUUGCCAAAGUGGAAUGCCAAGAAAACAGGCUCAAUAUCAUUUGACUUUCGUACAACUGAGCCAAAUGGCCUGAUUCUUUUCAGUCAUGGAAAACCAAGGCACCAAAAAGAUGCCAAACACCCACAGAUGGUGAAGGUUGACUUUUUUGCCAUUGAGAUGCUUGACGGCCACCUCUACCUGCUGUUAGACAUGGGAUCAGGUACUAUAAAAAUAAAAGCCUUGCAGAAGAAGGUGAAUGAUGGUGAAUGGUACCAUGUGGAUUUUCAACGGGAUGGACGGUCAGGGACCAUAUCUGUGAAUACACUACGUACACCAUAUACUGCACCAGGGGAAAGUGAAAUCCUUGACUUGGAUGAUGACUUGUAUCUUGGAGGCUUACCAGAAAAUAAAGCAGGCCUCGUCUUCCCAACAGAGGUGUGGACAGCACUUCUCAAUUAUGGCUACGUCGGCUGCAUUAGAGAUUUAUUUAUUGAUGGUCAAAGCAAAGAUAUUCGACAGAUGGCUGAAAUCCAAAGUACAGCUGGAGUAAAACCCUCAUGCUCAAGAGAAACGGCAAAACCUUGCCUUAGCAACCCCUGUAAGAACAAUGGCGUAUGCAGGGAUGGGUGGAACAGAUACGUUUGUGAUUGCUCUGGUACAGGGUACCUUGGCAGAUCGUGCGAAAGAGAGGCGACAAUUUUAAGCUAUGAUGGAAGUAUGUUUAUGAAAAUACAACUCCCUGUUGUGAUGCAUACAGAGGCCGAAGAUGUUUCUUUACGGUUCAGGUCUCAGCGAGCUUAUGGCAUUUUAAUGGCCACCACUUCUAGGGAAUCUGCAGAUACCCUUCGUUUAGAGUUGGAUGCAGGACGAGUUAAACUAACGGUCAACCUAGACUGUAUCAGGAUUAACUGUAAUUCCAGCAAAGGUCCAGAAACCCUUUUUGCUGGCUAUAACCUCAAUGAUAAUGAGUGGCACACAGUGCGUGUGGUUCGGCGAGGAAAAAGUUUAAAGUUAAUGGUGGAUGACCAGCAGGCCAUGACAGGUCAAAUGGCUGGUGAUCACACGCGACUGGAAUUCCACAACAUAGAAACAGGAAUAAUAACAGAACGGCGCUACCUGUCUUCUGUGCCUUCUAAUUUUAUUGGGCAUCUACAGAGUCUUACGUUUAAUGGCAUGGCAUACAUUGACUUAUGUAAGAAUGGAGACAUCGAUUAUUGUGAGCUAAACGCAAGAUUUGGAUUCAGGAACAUCAUAGCAGACCCUGUAACCUUUAAAACAAAAGCAAGUUAUGUUGCGUUGGCCACGCUACAAGCGUAUACAUCUAUGCACCUUUUUUUCCAGUUCAAAACAACCUCUCUGGAUGGAUUGAUACUUUAUAACAGUGGCGAUGGAAAUGAUUUCAUUGUGGUUGAAUUAGUAAAAGGGUAUUUACACUAUGUGUUUGACUUGGGAAAUGGUGCAAAUCUCAUCAAAGGAAGUUCGAAUAAACCUCUGAAUGACAACCAGUGGCAUAAUGUGAUGAUAUCAAGGGAUACCAACAAUCUCCACACUGUAAAGAUUGACACUAAAAUCACAACACAGAGCACAGCAGGAGCCAGAAAUUUAGAUCUCAAAAGUGAUUUGUAUAUUGGAGGAGUGGCCAAAGAAAUGUAUAAGUCCUUGCCAAAACUGGUGCACGCAAAAGAGGGUUUCCAAGGCUGUCUUGCAUCAGUUGACUUGAACGGACGGCUCCCUGAUCUCAUCUCAGAUGCUCUCUUCUGCAAUGGGCAAAUAGAAAGAGGAUGUGAAGGCCCCAGCACAACGUGCCAAGAGGAUUCGUGCGCGAACCAGGGAGUGUGCUUACAGCAGUGGGAUGGAUUCAGCUGCGACUGUAGUAUGACAUCCUUUAGCGGGCCAUUAUGCAAUGACCCGGGAACAACAUAUAUCUUUAGCAAAGGUGGUGGACAAAUCACUUACACGUGGCCUCCUAAUGAUCGGCCCAGCACUCGUGCAGACAGACUGGCAAUAGGGUUUAGUACCGUUCAAAAAGAAGCUGUAUUGGUACGAGUGGACAGUUCUACUGGGCUCGGAGAUUAUUUAGAGCUGCAUAUCCACCAGGGAAAAAUUGGAGUUAAAUUUAAUGUUGGAACUGAUGACAUCUCUAUUGAAGAGAUCAACGCAAUCAUUAAUGAUGGAAAAUACCAUGUAGUACGUUUCACAAGAAGUGGUGGCAAUGCCACGUUACAGGUGGACAACUGGCCAGUUAUCGAACGUUACCCAGCAGGAAACAAUGAUAACGAGCGCCUGGCGAUUGCUAGACAGCGAAUUCCAUAUCGACUUGGUCGAGUAGUUGAUGAAUGGCUACUCGACAAAGGGCGUCAGCUCACAAUCUUCAAUAGCCAAGCAACCAUAAAAAUUGGAGGCAAGGAACGUGGCCAUCCUUUCCAAGGCCAGCUCUCUGGUCUUUACUACAAUGGCUUGAAAGUUCUGAAUAUGGCAGCAGAAAAUGAUGCUAACAUCGUGAUAGAAGGAAAUGUGAGACUUGUUGGUGAAGUGCCUUCCUCUAUGACAACCGAGUCCACAGCCACAGCGAUGCAGUCCGAGAUGUCCACGUCAGUCAUGGAAACAACCACCACUUUGGCCACGAGCACCGCUAGAAGAGGAAAGACCCCGACAAAAGAACCUAUUGGUCAGACCACAGAUGACAUCCUGGUGGCCUCGGCUGAAUGUCCUAGCGAUGACGAGGACAUCGAUCCCUGUGAGCCGAGCUCAGCAAAUCCUACCAGGGCAGGAGGAGGAAGGGAGUACCCUGGCUCAUCCGAGGUGAUUCGUGAAUCCAGCAGCACCACAGGCAUGGUGGUUGGGAUCGUGGCAGCAGCGGCGCUGUGUAUCCUCAUUCUCCUGUAUGCUAUGUACAAGUACAGGAAUCGAGAUGAAGGAUCGUAUCACGUAGAUGAGAGUCGAAACUACAUCAGUAACUCAGCACAAUCCAAUGGGGCUGUGAUCAAGGAGAAACAGCCCAACAGCGCUAAAAGUUCCAACAAAAACAAGAAAAAUAAGGAUAAGGAGUACUAUGUCUGA